AUUCAAAUACUCCGCCCAUCAAUGUGACAUUUUCUGUGCAGCGUAGGCAGUGCACCUUAUGGUCAUUAAGAUGAGACAAGUAGGAUAAACAGUGCAAUAUAGCGAUGCCACGCUGGCAGAGAGACCGGACAUCAGUCGCCAUGAUGCUGUCUAACGACGAGCGUAAUCCGUGGGCUAUUAGUGGUGUACAUUGGACGCAAUCUAGUAGGCAUCAGCUGAUUGGACGAGCAACGGGUUUGGCAACUGUCGCAGCUUGAUUGGCUCACCUGAUAAUUCCGUCGGACACAUUAUUGGUUUGGUCCGUGCGUCAAAUGCAUGACUUGCACUGGUCGCAUGGCCUGGGCCGAAGUGCCUCUACCUUGUGAGAAUCCAAGUGGAAUUCGUGCACUUCGGCACUGAUGUGCUACCUUCAUUCCGCGUUGCGCAAGAGGAUAGUCAUCCAAUGAUUAAUUUGUAUAGAAAAAUACUUCUCCUGUUAUCAUAUUCAACUUCGGCUAUCCUCGAGGUACCGGAACCAUGGCACCCUAGGGUUGAUCCCAUGAUACUAACCAAUCACUCCAUGGUGUUCAAACCCGUGACCGAUCCCCUAUUCCGCACACGAAUUAUCAACGCGGUUGACUUAGCUUUGAACGCGCAACCGGGUGGUAAAUCGAUUGGCCAUCUGUUUCAAUGGCUUUUUAUAACUGGAUUCCGAGAAUCCUCCACUCGAAACGCUGGCGCAUGGCUUAUUAUCGGCGGUGUUGUGCCCCGUCGCAACGCGACCAGCAGCGAACCGUUUGUCUCUGAGGCUACCGGUGUUAUUGGCUGUCGACUGAACACUUCCGAGGAGAGUGGGGCCGCUUUUCAUCUCACAUCGUGCUUCUCACUUCAGACGAGUCUUAUCUCCAGCUCCUCUCCACCAGGAGACACGGACACUGAAAUUCGUGCUGGGCUCCUUGGAAUGGGUCUGUCCAGUUUGCAGCUGAGAGCCCCUGCGGACGGCGCUGUCCUAGUUUACUGUGACCCUUUAUGGAGGGUUGCGGAUUUGCAUCCCGGUGGCAUAUGUCGCAUCCGGUUGCGUCAACAUGGAACAUGGAGGACUUUGGACACAAAUACAGAAACUAGCGACCUCAUUGAAUUUUGCACAGUUUCCGAUCAUUCCCAACCGUGUGGAGGCGGUUUUUCUAUAGACCUAUUACAACUGGAUCAGUCAACUAACGGAAAUGGCGAUUCACGUGGCGAUGCGACGCCCAAAGUAGACAUGUUGGUGGGACUACCGUUUAAGCAACCUAGUGGAGAGGUACACUUGUUACGGAACAUCCUGCAAAAUUUCGACGGAGUUCUCCAAAAGCCUACCACACUGUCUAGCUCAGUUCGAAUCCUCGGAGACGAUAACAAUUUUGGAUCUAAAGUUAGAUUCUUAUCUUCAUUAGGUGAAGAGGAGUCAGAUUGGCUGAAAUCGCAAUCAAAUGAACCAAAGCUAGCACAAACUUCUACUACUGGUGAUACAUUUUCUGAGACACUGGCUGUGAUCUCCUCACCGUCAGGUGCCAAUGGCUCAAAGAUUGUUGCGUUCCGUCUUUCAGGAGAUCAAGCGUUUCGCCUAGAUCCCAAUGCGAAACAAUUAGAUAUGUAUGAAGGUUUCGGACAGUCCAUGGUUACUAUAAGGCUGCCUCCGCCACCUGUUUCCAAAUUUACACAUGCACUGGUCAUCGGAUCUCCUUUUGAAAGCUCCUCUGAUAAUGGUCCUAAUGUUGGACGUGUGUACAUAAGUUGUCCGACGUCAGGUGAGGUGAGCAUCCGCCCCGCCAUUAACGGUUCACAUGCCCACGGAUUUUUCGGCUAUUCCCUCGCUCGUGUUGGCGAUGUAGACGGAGACGGUAUCCAUGAUGUGGCCAUUGGAGCUCCGGCACUGCAGAAGCCUACAGACUCACGCUCGACUGCUCCAGGCAGAGUGUAUAUUCAUCGUGUGACACCUGCUUGCAGCAUUGAUCCAGUACCGAUUCAGAUCUUGGAAGCACCUGACAGUCAUCCUGGGGAUGGUUUUGGCCUGGAUAUUGCCGACAACGUGGACAUUGACUACGAUGGAUGGCCCGAAUUACUCGUGACCAGUUUGAAUCGUGACACUGCCCCGUAUAUAUUCACAAUGCCGAAACGCCUUGUGGCGCAGUGUCACAUCAGUGUCCCUUUAAGCCACACUCUCAAUCCAUUUCAGGCUGGUUCCGUUAUACCUGUGCGGAUCCUAGCACGCCUGUUCGAUCCUCGACUCAAACGAUGGGCCCCAAUUCCGUUGGGAGUCGUCAGCCAAACUGCUCGUGUUCAUCAGGUGAACCCCGACGUGUUGUGGCAGCAGCGACACUCAACCGGUCCAGACACGGCGACGAAUGAAGAGCUUUAUGAGGACUCGAUGUUUCUCUCCCUGAUGGGGAUGAGUAUGAACCGAAGUGAGCCUCGUUUUCUCUUAGCACAUGGAACGGUUCAGCCAGAACUGUUAUCGCACGAUCCGCAACAGCUUUCGGUCAAAUUCAGCAUUCAAUCUAGGUACGGAUCACAGUCUUCCGAUCUGAUCACAAUCCCACUCAGGGUGGCAUAUCGGUCAGUUGUGAAUACACAAGUUUGCACAGACUUUUUGGCUCACGGAGGUGUGUGUUCGAAGCGACAACAGCCCAUUGUUGAUUGGUCCCAAUGUGAAACUAACCUUCAGUUGGCGCGGCAUAUUUGCAUUCCAGCCCCCGAAUGCAUAGGCAACUUGGCCCUGAUCCUACAAGAAGCGAACAACUCAUCGUCACCCGCGUCGGACAAGAUAAUCCGCUUUCAAUGGGGUAGAGCCACCGACAGACAUCAGACCGUCCAAAUCGCCCUGAUCAACCUUGGACCAACAAAAUCCGCCGGUUUACUUGUACAGAUUCGAGUAACUGGCCGUUCCACAGCGCAACCUGCCGUGGGAAUCAAUCUGCACCUCACUCAGGUGACUGUGCUUCGGUCGACAAAGGGCGCCUCGGAAAGCAGUCGGCCGGAGGUUAACCUGAUGAAUACGAACAAAUGGACAGUCCAAUUACACCCGGAUGGACUGGCCGCGUUGAUUUCCUCCAAAUCGCACGAAUGGAUGUACCCGAACGAAACGAUGCUCAUGCGCAUAGACUUGUUCGCAAGCAUCUCGACCGAAUCGCAACCAGUACCUCAGUUGUCUGCGGCUGAGUUGGAAAGGAAUACGAGCUCUGAUGAUGGUGGCUACAUCCCGUCACUUCAUGUGCGCGUGUUAUCUGACACAAAAGAUCCGGACACAGAGGAUAACGAGCUCACUAUCCCGUACGGGUUAUCGUAUGCACCUCGGAUUGAUAUUAGCGCUGGAUCCCAGCCACCCACGCUGAUUGACAAUCGAAAGGAACCGACGUUGUUUCACCAGAAGCUACAUCGACGUAGAGUCUUGUCUGGCGAAAUCGGUCCCAAGAUUCAACACACCUUUUUGAUCGAGAACACUGGCAAGUUCAGCCUCUCUAACGUCACCUUCUUGCUUGAAAUACCCAUCACCACAACCAACGGACAACCACUAGUCUAUCUAUCGAGGCAAAGCCGGCGAAAAGCAUUCUCUUCAGCGGAUGUUCUCGCCUUCGCUUGGCAACCGGUUUUGCCCCGAAUCAUCGCCAGCGACGGCUCGGAGCGUGGCAGUUGCUUGGUCCCAGAGGACGUUCUCGACCCAUUUGGCUUGCACAUACUGGACGUUGAAAGAGACGAUCACCUUGAACCGGAUGUGCGCACAGACAGACUAUAUCGCUCCAAACGUCAUUCGAGCGCUGAUAUCGUGAUUUCGCGCAUGGAUGAAUGGAUUGAACCUGACCACCAGAAACAUUCAGCCUCUGCUCAGGCUUUGUUCGAACGCACUCGAAGGGGGCGGAUUAAUCUGAGGUGCCCCAACAAGGUCACAGCGAAAAGAUUGGAUGAUUUACAACGGUCCACUGCAGGUCCGGGAGAAGCCGUCAAAUGCACCGCCAUUCAUUGUCGCCUAGAUCGGUUGGACCAGCAUGACACUGUACGACUAGAGUGGGUUGGUUGGUUGUGGUCAGAGACUUUCUUCAAUCUGCACACGCCUGACGUACAGUUGGUCAGCCGUCUCCGCGUGGAGAACUGGGGUGAAUUGCCACCUUUGAUAACGAACUACAAGAGAAUACAGUCUAUCCGGCGAAAUAUGCCGGCGGUUGUGCUGUUUGACUACCCCGAUCCGACACCAUCCUACGAAAUGACCCAGUCCAUCGUGUUUCGAGCAGUACAACCGGAGCAUCGCCAUAUGGUCCCAUUGUGGCCCAUUAUUGUCGGUGUGGUGGUCGGUUGUUUACUGCUCAUGGCGUUAGGAGUGUGCUGCUAUGCCAGUGGGUUUUUCCGACGGAAAUCGUUACAAAAAAGGCUGCAGGAUCGGGAAGCGAAGCAGCAGCUGAAGAAGAGGCAUCGCAAUUCGGAGGCGGAAGUACCUUUAUUGAAGGAGACGCAGGUCAAGACCACGACGCGUGUUUCAUCACGAACAAACAAGGAUGCUGCCUCAGAUGUGCCGCAGAAGAUAGCAGUUCCUGUAUCGGAGGCUACUCCUCGUGAAUGCUGACAUUGACUGAUCCCACUUUGUACACAGCUCUGACAUGGCGCUAUCACGUGACCCCCGAAGGUCGCUGACUGAAAAAGCGAAAAAACAACGAUUACAAUCCCUCCUGUUGAAGCACUCAACUGUAGUGAUACACCCAUUUCCUUUGCUGUUGUUCCAGUCAACGUAGUUAAACAUGCGAAAGAAUGAAGAAGAACUUUUUGAC
This is a messenger RNA of Dicrocoelium dendriticum, 4775 nucleotides long. Lineage: Eukaryota; Metazoa; Platyhelminthes; Trematoda; Plagiorchiida; Dicrocoeliidae. The record is from the annotation of a GenBank genome assembly.